AUGGGUCGGCGGAAGGAUAAACCGCGUCUUAUACCGGAACAGGAUAAACGCAUAUGCCGCGCCAUUUGCCUUUGCCAAUUGACAAUGGUAUUAUCCUGCGUGUCUAUUGUCUACCUGAGUGUUGCCAUCUAUUCGCCAUCACUUAAAGCAUUCAAGUCCGGUUUCGAACUCGAUCCUGUAAUGUGCCAAACAGUUGAUCGUCAAAUGCCAAAUAACUGCCCAUGGGCCUCAUGCGGUGAAUGGUGUCUGACGCGCACCAGUGGCUUUUGUCCACAAAUACAUUCGGUGGUGCGACGUAACGGUACCGAUAUACAGCUCAAUAAUUGCACACGAAUCGCCAAUACAUCCUGUGCCAUGAUUGACAUGAAUCGCUUGAAUAAAUUCAACUGCAACAAUGGUACCGUUUGCAAUAAUAUCCGUGGCGUCUUCAAUUGUUCGAAUGGCCACUGCAAAAAUAUGUCGGAAUUCUUUCUAUGCCAUCACAAGCCUGAUGGUCCAACAAUAAACUCAGCCAAGGACAAUACAAAAUUGAAUGGAUUUUUUGAGUGCCGUGGCGUGCAUUGUACGAAAAUUAAAAAACCGUUCAUCUGUGACCGUUACUGCACAAAGAUCACAACAACAUCGAUAAAUGUGCUGUUAAUGCAUGAGGACACCGUUAUCACAGCUGACUGCGACACUGGUGUUGCCUUCAAUGAGGCUCGCGGCAGUGAAUAUGGUGUCAAAAUUGAACCCACCGAAUUUUGGAAGGAUGAAGAUGGUCAACUGUUGACCAAUUGUGCUACUGUUAAGCGAGAGGGCGAUAAAUUAUUCGCUACAGAUUGCCUAAAUGGCACUAUUUUAGAGCCAGGCACACUGCCAAAACCUUUUAUGAACUUCACUCAAUUCUGGAGCAUAUACGCGAAUAGCACACAUCCCGUUGAUCCGGAACAACGUUUACUACCCAAUCAAGCUAACCUAACAAUUUACACAUGGAAAAAGUUAUACAUCAAUUUGGAGGGUUGUGUGAAUACUUUGCGCGGGGAAUGCAAAGAUUUCGUGGCACGCUAUGGCAACGAUGGUGAUAACAAUACGGCGCAAUCACGCUAUCAGUGUUACUAUAACAAGGAUCCAGCUGUGGAGUUCGUUGUUGCACGCUAUGACUUGGACAAAGUCUAUCGUGAGCUUUUGGUAUCUUUAAUCGUGCCAAUUGUUUUGUUUGUGGUUUCAUCGAUUUCACUUUGCGUAAUAACAAAAUCGGUCAAGGUCGGUGAUGAUGCGAAAAUGCGUUGUGUAUGCUCGGGCGAAGACUCGGAUAUCGAGGAUAACUAUCAUGGAAAACAGAGUACUCGAAACGCGCAAAUAUAUGGAACAGACGACGAUAUGGAUAUCAGGCGAAGAAAUAUCGAGGAAGAAACGGCCGCUGAUACACAUGAAAUGAUCGGUAGCACGAAAUCGCUAAUACCGCUUAGUCCAGCCACCGAAUCGGGUACAAGUGAGCGAACUUACGACGAUGAAAAGGCUUCCCGAUGUGAUGCACCCGAAAAGCCACUCGUUGAGCUUUAA
Messenger RNA from Anastrepha ludens (Mexican fruit fly), 1542 nucleotides. RefSeq lists its product as uncharacterized. The transcript has 9 exons. Gene Ontology annotation, molecular function: sodium channel regulator activity. Lineage: Eukaryota; Metazoa; Arthropoda; Insecta; Diptera; Tephritidae. Gene Ontology annotation, biological process: regulation of sodium ion transport. The coding region runs from base 1 to 1542 and encodes 513 amino acids. The record is from RefSeq and is a predicted model, not a curated record.